Cylindrotheca closterium is the source of this 960-nucleotide messenger RNA. The record is from the annotation of a GenBank genome assembly. Lineage: Eukaryota; Bacillariophyta; Bacillariophyceae; Bacillariales; Bacillariaceae.
AUGGCCAAUGCCCAGCAACUUUGCAACGAGAGCUCCGGCUUCAGCUAUUGCGACGUUAACACGACGAACAUGCUCGAAGAUAAUCUACUAUCCCUUAUGAGGCAGCCUCUUCCUUUGCCAGACCGUCCUCCUACUAUUCCUUCAACUGAAGAUCUCUUUGGAGAUCCUAAAUUGGAGCCUCGACCCUUCCGAAAGGAAGUUUCAAGCGUCUGCCAAAAACAACAAUCACAGGACCAAACAGAGACCGAUCCUGAACACAAAGUGAACUUCAUUGACCAACCCAUCCUGGUUGUCGGAACCAACAAGAAGAACAAAGAAGGCAGCCAAGAUGCCUCCUCACCACACCAUCGUGAUGAUGAUGUUUCUUUGACCUCCUCCUGUGACCACCAAGGCUUGACCCACACACACGUUGCUGAGAGCAUGGCUCGAUUCCGGCCAUAUCAAGACAACAAGUGGAAUGCGACUUUCGAAAGGCUCGUUAGCUUCAAGAACCAGUUCGGACAUUGCUGUGUUCCACACUCGUUUACUGACGAUCCUGCUCUUGCUCGAUUGGUCAAGAGACAGCGCCACCAAUACAAGAAAUGCAUAGGCAAUGACCCGACGUCUACUCUGACCACCAGUCGUCUCGAGCAGCUCGAGUCGAUUGGGUUUGUCUGGCAAUCUCAUGCUGCCGCUUGGCUCGAAAAGCUCGAAGAACUCAAGGAUUACAAAGGACAGACAGGCAACUGCAACGUCCCAUCGGGCUACCCCGAGAAUAGUGCUUUGUCAACAUGGGUGAAGAGUCAGCGACGUCAAUACAAGUUGAAAUCGUCGUCCAUGACCAUGGAUCGAUUUCGAGUACUGAAAUCGAUGGGCUUUGUUUUUGAGCCACGAUUCACUGUAUUAAAGCAGACACAGCUUGAAAUGAAAGCAUGUGAUACCAAUAUCUCUGAUACUUGCAGAGAGCUACAACAGUUAUAA